AUGGGUGUCCUCUCUUCCGUGAAUGUUACGUUUUUCAGAGUGGCAUUUUUGUCUUUUCUGGCGUUUGCCUGCCUUAAAGACGUAAACAUGGUAUUAUCAAAUCCAUCGGUGUUAUUAUUUACACACUCGAUGGGCCUUCCUGCCCUGAUUCUGCCAUCCCAUAGUGCCCAGCUUGGCCUGAUAUCUGUGCUGUUCGGCCUCCUGGCAACGCACGAUUUUAUUCCAUUACUAGAAAAGAACAGAGUGUUUUUUGAGUCAAUCGUUCCUAUCCGGCUAAUGUUCUUCUUCAUUCUCACCGCGCUCUCAUAUUACAUGGAAGGAAACCUAUACAUCCACAACAACGCUGUUUUCAUUUAUGGAUUUUGUGAGGUUUGGAUGAACUUCUUGAUCUUCUCUGCUAUACGUGAUGAAAAGAAUGAAGACUUCAAAAGAGCAAACAGAAUACUAGCUGAAGAUCAAAUGUUAUAUGAGGAAGACGCCGAACUAAGCGGCGCGGAGCUGGAGGAGAUAGAAAAUUCGAGCGCCGAAGAGUGA
This is a messenger RNA of Lachancea thermotolerans CBS 6340, 534 nucleotides long. It is a transcript of the gene ILM1, whose product is annotated as Ilm1p. The transcript has a single exon. The coding region runs from base 1 to 534 and encodes 177 amino acids. The record is from RefSeq and is a predicted model, not a curated record. NCBI's taxonomy places the organism in Eukaryota, Fungi, Ascomycota, Saccharomycetes, Saccharomycetales, Saccharomycetaceae.